This is a messenger RNA of Brassica napus (rape), 1116 nucleotides long. RefSeq lists its product as uncharacterized. Gene Ontology annotation, molecular function: cysteine-type peptidase activity. The coding region runs from base 1 to 1116 and encodes 371 amino acids. The record is from RefSeq and is a predicted model, not a curated record. NCBI's taxonomy places the organism in Eukaryota, Viridiplantae, Streptophyta, Magnoliopsida, Brassicales, Brassicaceae. The transcript has 6 exons. Gene Ontology annotation, biological process: proteolysis.
AUGGCCAUAUUAGAGGAAGACAUAAAUGUUCUUAAAGGGAAGGAUGAAGAAAAAGUUACAUCCAAUGCCGGCAACUCCAAAGCACAUGAAGACGACGACGCUUGUAGCAACACGAUGUCCUGGAUGGUUCAGACAAAAAAAGGUUCAGCUGAUAGUUUACCAAUAAAACGUGUCGUAAAAAAGGAGAAGAAGAUUAACAAGACGAUGCCAGGGAAAAAAGUGAAGAUAGAGAAAACAUUUUCUAUCCCACAGCUAAAUGACCAAUCCAUUUCUACAGAGGAUUGGGAAAAUCAUCUAAAAUGGCAGAAAAGUGUAAAGUGUAGACUGGCGUUGGAAGCACUAGCUUCAAGUUUGGAGGAGCCUACACGCAAAAGAAAAACGAAGCUGACAAAGACUCAAGUUUUUUCAUACGUAGGGAAUUCAACAAUGAAACGUAUCAUAUCUGGUAAAACGGUCUCCAAGGAAUCUUAUGACCCAUUAGCUAAGGUGGCUCCAGAGAAAUUGAAGAAAGUAUUGGACUUCAUUAAGUCUGAUCUGGAAGAUGCUGAGUCUGGUUAUGGAGAUAGAAGUGCAAGAUUUUAUUUGACCUUGUUGCUACCAAGAGAAGCUUGGCCAACAAAGAAUUAUGGCUGGUUGCAUGACUCUCACAUGGCUGCAGCAAUGCAUAUGUUUCACAGACGCUCCAUCCAAUCCCAGUCUCCAUAUUAUUCUCCUCGAAUUGCAUUCCAUGACCGAUGGUUUGUGAACUCAUGGGUUAACGACUACAAAAAGUAUGAUGAGACAAAUGAGUUGCCAGAACAUUUUAGCAUGGCUUUUAAUGGAGAAUACCCAGCUGAAUUUGUCACAGGUAAGAAGUGGCUUAAAGAUGUUGACUCUCUCUUCCUCUGCCACCAUGUCAACGGCGACCACUGGGUUGCUCUUCACAUCGAUCUGCAGAAGGAGGAGUGCAUGCCGUUUACAAAAAUGCUUCCUGCAUUGCUUAACAAGAUGGUCGAUCCUAAGUUGAGAACAAAUCCUGACAAGCAGUUCACCUACCGCUUAAGUGAUCAGAUCAUACCAGCAAUGCGAUUGAAGAUGGCUGCAGAGAUUUAUGAUGAGGUGGCUAUGGAGGAUUAG